AUGUCUUCAGGUGAGCAGGAACAACAUUUGCUCGGCAUCGACUUUGGAAACGGCACAAACUAUGAACGGUUUCCGAAGCCUGUCAUCAGCCCUCUACUGGAUGCAGUCAACACAAUCAUCGCCUGCCUUGCUGUGCUUGGUAACGGUAUGGUCAUCACCGUUAUGCUGCUCAGGCGACGGGUGUUCAGCUCCUUCACAAAUCGCCUCAUCCUGCACCAGUCCAUUAUUGACGCGAUUGCUGUGAUCAUGUUCUUCUUGCACCAUGUCGUUAUCAAGAGUCCACACGUUUCAGUGUCCAUGAAGGAAAACAUAAAUGACCAUCUUGUGUGUCGCUUCGUGUAUUCAGAUUUCGCACUUUGGUGCGUCAACGUGACAUCCACGUAUAACCAUGUCGUCAUAUCACUUGAACGGUUUAUGGCCACUUGUUACCCGGUGAAGCAUCGCAACACGUUGACCAAAACAAAGUUUAAGAUUGUCGUUCCUGCUGUCUGGAUAGUAGGCAUUAUUGACAAUGUGCCCUUGUUAUUUGUCAAUGAACCACACCUAGGCUGUUGUCAAAUGGCGAGUCUCCAGUCUGGAUGGCUGUAUGUUUUAUACACAUUCCCCAUUACAGUCGAGUACUUGGUACCAGUCACCGUCAUGAUUUUUACCUACACACGGAUUCUUAUCAUGCUAACCAAGAAACUUGCUGAUCCAGGGAAUGCAGCUCUGAAUGUAAUAAACAAAGCCAAGAAGGGAUCUCAUAAGAACUACCCUGAUAACAGGCAUCACGUUUCUCUUGUGUUGGACACCCAUCCAGAUCUAUUACUUUCAAAACUUGAUGGUUCAUGA
Messenger RNA from Patiria miniata (bat star), 831 nucleotides. RefSeq names its product cholecystokinin receptor type A-like. Lineage: Eukaryota; Metazoa; Echinodermata; Asteroidea; Valvatida; Asterinidae. Gene Ontology annotation, molecular function: G protein-coupled receptor activity. Bases 1 to 831 code for a protein of 276 amino acids. The transcript has a single exon. The record is from RefSeq and is a predicted model, not a curated record. Gene Ontology annotation, biological process: G protein-coupled receptor signaling pathway. Gene Ontology annotation, cellular component: membrane.